Messenger RNA from Mercenaria mercenaria, 3262 nucleotides. RefSeq lists its product as uncharacterized. Bases 192 to 764 code for a protein of 190 amino acids. The record is from RefSeq and is a predicted model, not a curated record. Lineage: Eukaryota; Metazoa; Mollusca; Bivalvia; Venerida; Veneridae. The transcript has 3 exons.
GUAUUUUACGUUUAACACUUCCGCCUAAAUUAUUUUGACACACGCAAUACGUUCUCACUUCUUUUUCCUUGUAAAAGUGCAAAAUUUAAAUUAUCUGUUGUUGUUGCUUUACUAUGUAAGGACCAAAACAAAUCAAAAGUUUAUACAUGUUAUGGAUGUAAAUUCGCCACUAAAAUAAGUUCGAACCGGAAAUGGGAAUUCUUCGAAAAAAUGUAGCUGUGCUUCUGCUGGUGUUGUCAUGUUAUGACGCCUCCGGACAGCUGAAUGGGGCUCAAACGGAUAUCAAUAACAGAGCUCGGAUAAAACAAAGAGUACCUCAAGAGAAUAAAACUGAACGUAGUAAUAAGAUGUUAGGCGCUGCCCAAAUUUCGCCUAGAAUCGGUGCAGUAGGACAAAACACUGUAUUCAACGCGCAGAAUUUAGAGACGUUCAAUCGACCGGAAGGAACGGAGAGUCUAGUACGGAGUUUAAAUAAGAAUCAACGAUUUGAAACAACGUAUGGUAGGAAUUUUGGGCAGUACGGAAGUUAUAAAAAGCACAAAUCGUGGCAGGAGGCCGUCGCACAAGACAGACAGAGACAUAUUGCUAUACCAGAGGAUCUCAAAACAAAGUUUCCCUGGCUUAUUAAUAAGCUACACUUACCUUCUGUUCAUGGGUUUGGUUUGAAUGGAUUCUGGAAUAGUUAUGCUGUACCCGAAGGGACACCAGAUGUCAAAGGGCUUGGUCCCGCGAAGUUCGGCCAGCAGCAAUUCGGACAACGUUAAAAUGGGUCGCGAUGGGUAUUGGAAACGUGGGGGAAAAAAGGUGCCUGAAGAUAUUUCUGUAAUACAAGACGCAAAAACGUAAUAGUUGAACAUUGACUAUGAGAGAAAGACUAUACAAGAUUUUCUGUGAAACCUCAGGGUAGCGAGAGCCAACUUUUCACGUUUUAUUAUGUUUAGGGUAUUUGUACCAGGUGUAUAUAUUAUAUUAUACAUUUACUUAAUUUUUCGAGAUAUUUACUCUAAAUCUUAGUUACAUUGAAAUAACGGACAAAAACAGAUGAAUACUGAUAAUUUAUUUGUGUAAUUUUCGCGCGAAUGAUAUGACCCCCUGUUCGUCGGCAUGGCGGGAGAAAAUUGUUUCAUGUUCAAACCUUGUUUCAAUACUCAGCAAAUGUAACAAAAAAAUAGAAAAAUAUGAAAAACACUGUAAACGCAGUAAAAUGGUUCACUUUUGAAUAAAAAUACCAUUUGUUGGGUUUGUCACUCUACAUUUCUGAUCAAUCAGAACGGACUUAAUAUUACUUUAUUACCAGGUAUAUGAUUAAGUUCCUUGUACUUUUUUGAAUUGGUGGUCGUUGACCUAUCUUUCAACAAACACUUUCAGAUGAUAUUUAUACAUUUAAACAUUCUUGUACAAUGUUGUAUGUUUGAUCCUGUUUAGAUGCCAUACUUGUAUCAGUUCUUUGUUAUAGCUCUAGAUGCUUUGACGUGUUUGGUAUAUUUUGUUUUGGUUAUUUUAAGUUUAUAGUGUAAUAAUUUAAAUUGUUCGGCGGUGCAUGUAAUAUUAAUGCAUAUACUUUACUAUUUAAAAUACAUGUUACGGACAACCAAACAGUACUAGAUUUCUACCAACAAAAGGCCUAGAUCUACCAAAAAUAAGGCGAGAAAUUUCAGUAUUAAAUAUUGAACAUAUGUAAUAUAGUCGCGCGCUUUUUACACUGUCUUCAGUCUUAAUUCUUAUAAUUUUCUUGAUAAUAUUUUUGUUGAGAGUCAUAGACGAAAAAGAAUGAGUUUUAACUUUAUAAAAAAUACAUAAAGAAGAUGCAUACUGACCUUUGUGAAAUUCCGUUAAUGGAAGUAUCUGCGGGUUGCAGUCGGUUCCGGUAUGUGAAAGAAAAACGGACAGAUGGGAACAAACGGCCGUUCUCUCGGAUAGUAUGACGAAUUGUACGUAUAUUUUGCAUAUACAGUCAACCAUCUGAGAUUAGGGGGUACCUGACUCUAAAUACCAGUUACAAACUAAACAUAUUCAGUGCAUCUUUACCUAUGAAUGACGACCACAUAUGUACAUAAAGACAUACACCUUUUAGACUUUCUCAAGCAUUGGCGUUUGCUUUUACAUAUAUAUACGUUUUUGACAUCACAUAAUCAAAGCCUUCGCGCGGUUUAUUUUUCGAUUUGCCACGGUUCACAGGAAAAUUGAACGUGACGGCAUUACUGAUGUCACAAUAUUACCUCACAAGUUCGCGUGUCAACCGUUGUUUAUCGCAGAAUAUACAACAGUUGACUUCCUUCUUUGUUUAAAAUAAAUCGAACCGUAUUAGAAUGUAUAUUUUAUAUUAAAAUUUCAGGAGAAAAAAAAAUUCAAUGAAAUAAUACUAAAUGCAUAUUUAGCAAAUGAAAUAUUCUGCAAACUGAAAAAUGAUAUAUCUAGUAUAAUUUCCCAUUUACUUUUCUAUAGUGAGUAAUCUAUCAAAAACAGCCCGGAAGUGACUGGCAUUUCUAUGAAACAAUUCUGCUUCCGCUUGUUCCUUAAAGCAAAGUGUAUUUACUUUAGGACCCAUAAGGGAUCACCUGAAAUAGUUAUGGUCGUCUUAGUUACACUUGUGAACUGGUUUCGUUGCACAGUUUAUUAGGACAACCACUCUAUGAGAACGAGUUAGUUAACCCACCAAGAUAUAUGUACAUGCAUUUUGCAAAUACUCAACACCUUUCUGUAAUGGGACAUUGAUCAAUGCAGUUACUAAGUCAGAAUAAAAUUGAAAUGAACUGAAUUUGUUUUAUGUUUUACUAUGAACACAUUCAAAUUAACGACUUUAAGGGUAGAUCUCGGCCUUUGGUGGUUCACUAGCCGCAAAACACCUUUGUUAUAUUUUAAGUGUCUAUUUAUGUUUACAGAAGAUAAUAGAAUUGAAAAGGCAACGCUGAGCUAAUGUUAAUCCUAACAGCCAGGUCCUCUUAAAUCAUUUAAAUAAGUAAACGCAUUUUCAAAAUCGGGUUAGAAAUGACAAUGUAAAAACAUUUUAAUAUCUAAUUAAAAUAUCGGGCAUUUUGCUUCCGAAGCAUGACAUCUUAAAGGAAAUGGCGAAUUUAAUUUAUUCGUAGAUAUUUAGUUGUACUAUAUUUUCCUUAUCCUGUAAAAUCAUUUCUCUGCCCUUUCCAUUUACCAACUUAGUUAUAUGUCAUUUAAACUUCGUAUUUGGCGGAUGAUAUUGCUGUCAUUAAAGUUUUUUUUGCAACAUUGUAGAACAUAAUUGCAAUAAAAUAUCAAGAGUUCA